GAUUUAAGCCGAGGAAGCGGCCGGAGAGAUUGCUUUGGCCCACGUGGAGGGGAAAAGGGGCUGCUGCAAUGGCGUCGAACGAUUACAGCCAGUCGGCAACACAGAGUUACGGGGCAUACCCAACUCCACCUGGGCAGGGCUAUUCUCAGCAAGCUAGCCAGCCCUAUGGGCAGCAGAGCUACAGUGGUUAUGGACAGUCAGCGGAUACCUCUGGAUAUGGCCAGAGUAGUUACAGUUCUUCUUAUGGCCAGACGCAAAGCUCUGGCUAUGGCACUCAGUCAACUCCACAGGCGUAUGGCUCAUCAACUGGGUAUGGCAGCAGCCAGACUUCUCAAACAUCCUAUGGACAGCAGUCCUCCUAUCCCAGCUACUCGCAGCCACCAGCCAGCUCCACCACCGGAAGUUACGGUAGCAGUUCUCAGACCUCCAGCUACGGACAACCCCAGAGCGGGGGCUAUGGCCAGCAGUCAAGCUAUGGCAGCCAGCAGCAAAGCUCCUAUGGGCAGCAGCCUUCCUACAACCCACCACAAAGUUAUGGUCAACAGAGUCAGUAUGGCAGCAGCAGUAGCAGUGGAGGAGGUGGUAGUAGUGGAUCUGGUGGCUAUGGCCAGGAUCAGUCCUCCAUGAGUGGAGGUGGCAGUGGAGGUGGCUAUGGCAGCCAGGACCAAGGAGGAUAUGGAGGCCAGCAAGACCGCAACCGUGGCAGAGGCAGUGGAGGAGGUGGUGGUGGUGGAUAUGGGAGAGGUGGAUUUGAUCGAAGUGGUGGCAGAGGUGGCAACAGAGGCGGUCGUGGAGGCAUGGGCGGUGGUGAGCGAGGUGGUGGCUUCAAUAAAUUUGGUGGGCCACGGGACCAAGGAUCACGCCACGAUUCAGCUGGCGAGCAGGAUAAUUCAGACAAUAACACAAUCUUUGUCCAGGGACUUGGUGAAAAUGUAACCAUUGAGUCAGUAGCAGACUACUUCAAGCAGAUUGGUAUCAUCAAGACAAACAAGAAAACUGGGCAACCCAUGAUAAAUCUGUAUACAGAUCGUGAGACAGGAAAGCUCAAAGGGGAGGCCACAGUUUCAUUUGAUGAUCCCCCAUCUGCAAAGGCAGCUAUUGACUGGUUUGAUGGAAAGGAAUUCUCGGGCAACCCUAUUAAAGUUUCCUUUGCCACCCGGAGGGCAGAUUUCAACCGAGGAGGUGGGAAUGGACGUGGAGGAAGAGGCCGUGGUGGUAGAGGAGGACCUAUGGGCCGUGGUGGAUUUGGCGGUGGUGGAGGUGGUAGCAACAGUGGUUCCAGUGGGGGCAACAGAGGUGGCUUCCCUAGUGGAGGAGGGGGACAGCAGCGUGCAGGAGACUGGAAAUGUCCCAACCCGACAUGUGAGAAUAUGAAUUUCUCAUGGCGCAAUGAAUGCAAUCAGUGUAAAGCACCAAAACCAGAUGGGCCGGGAGGACCACACAUGGGAGGUGGAUUUGGUGAAGAGCGCCGUGGGGGCCGUGGGGGCUUCGAUCGAGGCGGUUUCCGUGGAGGCAGAGGUGGAGAUCGGGGAGGAUUCAGAGGUGGAAGAGGUGGAGACAGAGGCAACUAUGGACCAGGAAAAAUGGAUUCCAGAGGAGACCACAGACAGGACCGCCGUGAGAGACCCUAUUGAGCCUGUACAGGAUCCCAGACCAUGUGAAUUUAUAAACUUUUUUAUUUUGUAUGACGUCAGACUUUGUUGCAAGUUUGUGUACUCCUUGUUCUUUGUGUAUAAACUUUGUAUUCCCUUUUUAUUUUUGUUGCCUGUAUUUGAAAGUAACCCCCAUACAUUUACAAGAAAUGGAAAUGUUUUAGUCAUGUGCAUAACUUCUCAGUAGGGUGGGGUGGGAUACGAGAGUUCAAUAAUAAAGACUUUUCAGUCAAUACUGAAAAUAAUGUGAGCGUUUUUGUGUUGUGCAGCAGAUACAGUCUCUUUAAAAGCAUUUUUUAAAAUUAAAAACUAGGUGAAAUUUUAUUAUGUGUUUUACAUUUGAAUGAAAUUCAGCUUUGAAAACAUUUGAAAAUGUGGCUGAUUCAUAGUACAAGUAUCUUUUACAGAAUUAAAACAUUUUAAUAUGUUAAGAUAAUAAAUAGUACAAAAAGGCGCAGAAAAUAACCAGAAUGUUCAAGAGUGGCAUAAACAGAUAUAAAUAACUUAGGUGACUGUAUAAAAAAAUUCUCAGAUUUGUCAUUCAAAAAACUCUCAAAUUAAGCAACGAAAUUAGCCAGAAAAACUGCGAAACCAACAGUCUGAACAUUUGCUCUCAAAAUUGGUCAAAGUGGGCCCAGAAAUAAUUUCAUACUCUGUGCAAAUAUUCCACACCAGUAGCUAGCUCCCUUGCUGUAUUUCACACUUGUUGGACUUUCGAUCAAUUGUCAAAGGCAACCCCACGUACAAUGUUAUGAUAGUUCAAACUGGAUGUUCCUGGUUGUGACUGAACACUUUUUAGAAAGUGGGUACGGUCAAGUGAGGCUUUUAUCCAGCUGGGCUUCUGAUUGGCUGUGCAGUUUUUUUUAAAAAUUGUAGCAGCUGCUGCCACCAUAGCACCAAGGAUCUUUACUGCAUGAUUGAAGGAAACUUUAUUCACAAAAAAAUACUUUCAAACAAUAGGGUUUUCAGCAAGUUUUUUCCCCUGUUGGUUCUGAACCCUUGCUAUUUUGGUUUACCCCCUAAUUUCCACACACAUUUUCCCCUUUGAUUUUCGUUUCUAAUCCCCCCCCCCUUUUAUGUUUCUGGUUCUUUUAAGAUUACUUUUACCCAAAUUUGGGCGGGGGGGGGGAGCCAAUUUUGAGGCAGUUCCUCUUGUAUAACUUUUUGGGUUUUUUGUACCACCUAUCUCUAACCUACUUUUCAGUGAUGGGAAAUUUCUGAUCAUCAAACCAGUCCUCCCAUCUUGCCUUUCUUCACCCCCAUCUGAGUUUUGUUUUCUGUUUUUUUAAUCAUCAGUUUCAUAUCACUAUAUAGACCUACCAUUAUAAUAAUAGAUGCAGCAGGUUCUUGGAAUUCCUAGCUUUCAUUUUAAAGAACUCUAGCCUGUUCCAUUGCUGAAGUAUGCCUUUUUCCUUGUAUCUCCACAAAGGACAGGGCUAGAUACUUUUUUUAAAAAAAAAAGAAAGCAGGGAGUCCAGAGAACCUGCUGCAUCUAUUAAUAUAAAUUAGAUUGAUAAAGUGAUACGAAAACAACAAUUUU
Eublepharis macularius is the source of this 3192-nucleotide messenger RNA. It is a transcript of the gene FUS, whose product is annotated as FUS RNA binding protein. Gene Ontology annotation, biological process: regulation of DNA-templated transcription. The transcript has 15 exons. Gene Ontology annotation, molecular function: transcription coregulator activity; RNA binding. Lineage: Eukaryota; Metazoa; Chordata; Lepidosauria; Squamata; Eublepharidae. The coding region runs from base 69 to 1634 and encodes 521 amino acids. Gene Ontology annotation, cellular component: nucleus. The record is from RefSeq and is a predicted model, not a curated record.